AUGGGGAGAGGAAAGAUAGUGAUAAGGAGGAUCGAUGACUCGACGAGCCGGCAAGUGACAUUUUCGAAGAGGAGAAAUGGGCUCUUGAAGAAGGCUAAGGAACUUGCGAUCUUGUGCGAUGCUGAGGUCGGAGUCGUCAUCUUCUCCAGCACUGCCAAGCUCUACGAAUUUGGCAGCACCAGCAUGAAGUCAGUCAUUGAACGAUACAAGAAAGCCACGGAGGAUCAGCUACAAUCGAGCAAUUCAACUUCGGAAGUCAAGUUUUGGAGAAGGGAAGUUGAUGUGUUGAGGCAACAACUGCAUGACUUGCAAGAGAAUCAUCGUCAAUUGAUGGGAGAAGAGCUUUCUGGUUUAAGUGUUAAAGAUCUACAGAACCUGGAAAACCAGCUGGAGAUGAGUCUUCGAGGUGUCCGUAUGAGGAAGGACCAAAUUUUAAUUUCAGAUAUACAAGAACUGAAUCAAAAGAGAAACCUCAUCCACCAAGAGAAUGUGGAACUGUAUAAGAAGGUAAACCUCAUUCAACAAGAAAAUAUGGCAUUGUACAAGAAGGUUUAUGGAACUAAGGAUGUGAAUGGAGCAAACAGUAACGCACUUCACACUAAUAGUUUAAGCGUCAGAGACGACCCACAUGAACCUGUUUGUCUCCAGCUUUGCCAGCCACUGCAACAGAACCUGGAGGCACCAUCAGGAGUUACAACUUUGGGAUUACAACUGCAAUAA
This is a messenger RNA of Fraxinus pennsylvanica, 720 nucleotides long. The record is from the annotation of a GenBank genome assembly. Lineage: Eukaryota; Viridiplantae; Streptophyta; Magnoliopsida; Lamiales; Oleaceae.